Molecule: messenger RNA, 1680 nt
Organism: Wallemia ichthyophaga EXF-994
Lineage: Eukaryota; Fungi; Basidiomycota; Wallemiomycetes; Wallemiales; Wallemiaceae
Exons: 1
Coding region: 1-1680 (559 amino acids)
Source: RefSeq, a predicted model, not a curated record
AUGGCGACUGACGCGGAUUUGUUAUCGUCGGUAGAUUUCUCGGUUUUGGAAAAUGCGCCAACGCUACCAACGCAUUCAUCGGAGUACACAGAUCCAUUGAUACUGGAUAGCGUUGAUAGUCUCAACAUCAACCUCGACGGUUUAGAUCACUCUUUAUUCGCCCCACCACCAGCAGAGACUCAAAUAAGGAACAAGUCAUUCUUCAGCGUUGACAGUGGCCAUAUACCCACAUCAAUAGGCUCUUUACCACGCUUCCGCAAGAAUGCUGACGUAGAAGCAGAUCCGAGCUCGCACCACAAUCAGCAGAUAGGCGGGAUGGGUGACAGCCUGUUAUCUUCGCAGUUCAGAUUCUACACCAGCCAGCCAAUAGUGCAGUCAUCACGAGCGAAAUGUUUAGUUAACAGCGUUGCGACAAUCGCAGGUAUAAAUUCAGGUUCACCAAUUGACAGCUUGUCUAUACAAUUUGCUAGGUAUGCAGGCAUACAGUAUGACACACUGUUUCCUGCUGUGCAAGUCGAAGACAGCUUCGGGAAUGUGUUGGAUGUCGUCGGACAAGUGAGCGUGCCUUUCCAGCUGCGCAAGAUUGAGGAAGAGAGGUUGUUCGCAGUGAUAAACACUCCGCGCAGCUUUGUUAGUCUCGGUAUGCCCUUCCUCAGCAACCACAAUCUAGACAUAGACUGGAAGUGCAAGACAUUCUCGACCGCGAAAGCGGUGAGUAAGGAGUGGAAGCGGAGGAAGAAGGAGGAGAGAAGGCUGCUCGCUGAGAAGGAGCAUGCGCAGCAGGCGGAGAAGGACGCAGACGUGCUCAGCCACGAAGCGAGGAUGCGCGAGUUGGAUCGGAUGAUGAAGAAGCGCGAAAGAGAGAGCAGCCUUACAGAUCAAAUUCUUGGAACAGACCGGGUUGCUCAAAGUAGACCCUCCGCGGUGGCUCAGAUACGUGAUAGAGACAAUAAAAUCAGAAACACCAAUGAGACUCAAGCGAGAAAUAAGAGAGAGAAAUUCAGGAAGCCAAACAAUGAGCAUGAUAUUAAGCAGGGCAAGAUGCAAUUGAAUAGACAGAACAUUAUACAGAACAUUAUGCAGAAUAACAAGCAAGGACCUCAAAAUGCAAAUAAGCAUGCGCGUGCUCAUAACAGAUUGUUCCAAUUAAUUACUAACCGCGCAAGUACGCCGCAAUAUACCCGAAUGAGACAGCAGCCAACACGACCUACACAAAUUGGACCAGAAGAAGGGGAAAUUCGGGAAGCUGAAGAUGGCGAGAUUGUAGAAGGCGAUCAAGGCGACAGAAGCCGGAGUAGUAGUAUUGAAAUCAUAAGCAGCACUAACAGGAAUAGGAACAGCCAAAGCAACUGUGUUAACCCAGGCAACCGUGUACACCAAAGCAAUCAUAUCAACCGAACCCCAAGUAAUCGUGUCAGCCAAAGCAUGCAUGUCAACCCAAGCCCAAGUAACUGCGUCAACCAUAGCAAACAAAAUGUUCAAACCGAACAAAAUAACCAAAACAACAGUCCACGCACCCAAAUUACACACAACACACAGAGUACAUAUAACACACACAACAACAUCCAAGACAAUUCACACGACGGCUCGAUGGUUAUUGACUUGACACUAGAUGAAAGCGAUGAGGAUGCAAACAACGAAAAAGAAGAGCAGUUGGUUGUGCAGACUUUACAGUGGUAG